UGGCCUGGGGCACCCUGGGGGUUUCUGCCAUGGGGGUCCCUGACCCGGGGGUCCCCACAGGGUACAUCCCUAGUUACCUGGACAAAGAUGAACAGUGCGUGGUGUGCGGGGACAAGGCCACCGGCUACCACUACCGCUGCAUCACCUGCGAGGGCUGCAAGGGAUUUUUCCGUCGGACCAUCCAGAAGAACCUGCACCCCACCUACUCCUGCAAGUACGAUGGGUGCUGCGUCAUCGACAAGAUCACCCGCAACCAGUGCCAGCUCUGCCGCUUCAAGAAGUGCAUCUCCGUGGGCAUGGCCAUGGACUGUGA
Neopelma chrysocephalum (saffron-crested tyrant-manakin) is the source of this 313-nucleotide messenger RNA. Its product is annotated as thyroid hormone receptor alpha-like. Gene Ontology annotation, biological process: retinoic acid receptor signaling pathway; cell differentiation; negative regulation of transcription by RNA polymerase II. The transcript is spliced from 2 exons. The annotation marks the transcript as partial. Gene Ontology annotation, molecular function: RNA polymerase II cis-regulatory region sequence-specific DNA binding; zinc ion binding; nuclear receptor activity. Lineage: Eukaryota; Metazoa; Chordata; Aves; Passeriformes; Pipridae. The record is from RefSeq and is a predicted model, not a curated record.